Molecule: messenger RNA, 486 nt
Organism: Suillus fuscotomentosus
Lineage: Eukaryota; Fungi; Basidiomycota; Agaricomycetes; Boletales; Suillaceae
Product: P-loop containing nucleoside triphosphate hydrolase protein
Exons: 1
Molecular function (GO): GTP binding
Source: RefSeq, a predicted model, not a curated record
GAUAUUGUCAUAUUUGGAACGACGGGCUCAGGAAAGAGCUCCCUUAUCAACAUACUCUUAGCAAGCCAAGAAGCGCCCGCGUCAAACGAUGCAAUAGGCUGCACAGCGACGAACAACGGCUACCUCUUCUCAAUCGACGAGAGAAAGUAUAGAAUAUGGGAUACUCCCGGUCUUAACGAAGGCUCCGAGGGACUCGUCCCUGCGAAAGUGGCUCUCAGAAACCUGAAGUCUUUCGUCAAAGAACUCGUGCGCGACAAAAAUCGUGUUCCUCUCUUCAUCCUUUGCAUUGAAGGAUCGCUGGAUGUGAAGGCCCAGCUGCGUCAUUACAAUAGUGUCAAAUCUACCAUCGGUGCUGCCCCCUUUGCCAUCGUAGUCACGGGUAUGGACAGGUGCUCGUCAAGGCCUUGGAGCGAGUGGUGGGGCGAGCAUUGGGAGGUUUUGCAAUCGUUCGGUGUGGCUAGCGUAAACCAUGCAUGCGUUUGUACA